AUGGCGGCCUGCGCUUGCUCCAGCUCCGCAGCCGGGUCGGUGCUUUCGGGGUUCCCUCCAUUGUUUAAUUCUCACGACUUUCAAUUUCAACAAUCCUUUAAUUCCUUGGAGCCGACGGGAUGUUUUCCCUCGGCGACAUCACUCCAAUCCUUUGAUUCCCUUGCUCAAGAGCCGGAUCUUUGGACAUCAGAACUGUCCUUUGCCAAUACCGACUGGAACUUCCUUCAAAAUGCGACACCUUAUCCUGCGGUUGACGGGUUCAAUAUGGCUCUCAACGAUCCAGGUUACGGGGUGGCUUCGGCCUACCCUUCCCUUUCAGAUUCAGGAUCCAUCGAGUCUCUGGCUCUGGCUACUUCCUCAUUUGUUACCAAUUCGGCGAAUUCCCAAGACGGGCAUUCGCAUACUUCUCCUGCUUCUCAGGUUGUGGGCUCCGUUACGACAUCUCAGUCUAGCCCUGCAUCAUCGCAGACUGAAAGCGUCCUAGGUCGUGUUGAGUCGUCUCGUGUGGAAAAACGCAGACUCAAUACACUUGCGGCUCGGAGAUGUCGGCAGCGGCGCGUUGAUCAAACGAAGAAUCUUGAGAAUGAACUGGAACUUAUGAGGAAGGAACGCGAUGAGCUGAGACUCAAGGUCUCGAAGCUAGAAGGGGAAACGGCAGCCUUGAAAGGGCUCCUUGCUCGACAGAGUAAAUGA
Molecule: messenger RNA, 693 nt
Organism: Penicillium longicatenatum
Lineage: Eukaryota; Fungi; Ascomycota; Eurotiomycetes; Eurotiales; Aspergillaceae
Product: bZIP transcription factor JlbA/IDI-4
Exons: 3
Coding region: 1-693 (230 amino acids)
Biological process (GO): regulation of transcription by RNA polymerase II
Cellular component (GO): nucleus
Molecular function (GO): DNA-binding transcription activator activity, RNA polymerase II-specific; RNA polymerase II transcription regulatory region sequence-specific DNA binding
Source: RefSeq, a predicted model, not a curated record